Messenger RNA from Sphaeroforma arctica JP610, 1660 nucleotides. RefSeq lists its product as hypothetical. Bases 196 to 1548 code for a protein of 450 amino acids. The transcript has 10 exons. Lineage: Eukaryota; Ichthyosporea; Ichthyophonida. The record is from RefSeq and is a predicted model, not a curated record.
CAUACAUACAAACAAACAUUCAAAACUAAUUCGUUGUACACGAUAACACUGUACCUCACAGUGCAGAGGGUAUAUAAAGACCGCACCCCGCCUCUCAUUAACGCACUUGCUUGUCUUCAACUGAGCACUAGCAUAUCUAUACAUUACAGCUGAAGACUAGUAUAUAGUUGUCGGAACACCAUAAACUCAUUGACUAUGUUAAGCUCAAUCAGAGGGGUACGCCUAACUACCGCAGUGCAACAGUACCCUCGUUUGCUUACAAGUCUCAACACAAUGAAGAAGUACUCGUCACUGGCCGAUACAGUGCAGAGUGAGUCAGGCACCUAUCCUCAGCUGUUGAUUACAAAGAAGAACGUCGCUGAGAUCAAGUCUGAGCCUGCGGCUGUUCCCACUGCAAGUGAUCUCAAGCCUGGGGAAGUGCUGUGUAAAGUCGAUCAGGUGGCACUGACCUCGAACAACGUCACCUACGCCGUCACCGGAGCACCCAACCUAUUCAACUACUGGGGCUUCUUCCCCUCUGGCCAAGAUGACAAGUACGGCAUGGUGCCCGUUUGGGGAUAUGCCGACGUCACAGCCUCGUCUAACCCGGAUGUGGCUGUAGGUGAACGUCUGUACGGCUUCUAUCCGUUGGCCGGCCACUGUGUACUGCAGGCGGAUAGGAUCACAGCCAAAGGCUUCAGAGAUGCUGCGCCACACCGCCAGAAGCUCAACGCCAUCUACAACCAGUAUGUCCGCAGUCACGUUCCCACCGCAGACUCCCCUGUGUCGCCCAAGAAACACAGUAGUACCGAACAUCUCAACUCUAUCAUGCGCCCGAUGUUUACCACGUCGUUCCUGCUGGACGAUUUUCUGUGGCAGUGCUCGGAAGAUGCCCCCGAGGAUACUUCCAAGGUGAAUGUCUCAGACGCCAUCAAGUCUGCGCGGGUCGAUAGUCAAAACAAAGAGAACAACGCCACGAGUGUAGGUGUGAUCGACACUUACAUCAUCUCCAGUGCGUCCAGCAAGACCGGAUACGGCACGGCGUUUCUGAUGCACUCGAACAGAGAGAGCCGCAAAGGUGCCUACAAGAUCAUAGGCUUAACGUCUCAGCCCAAUGUGCAGUUUGUGGAGAGCUUAGGAAUCUACGAUCAGGUAUUGACUUACGACCAAGUCGACCAACUGCCAAGUAAGGAAACCACGGCAAUCUACGCAGACUUCUCCGGUAACGCUAAGCUACGUGCCAAAAUCCACAACUACUACCAGGACAAUCUCAAGAAGGAUGUGGUGAUUGGUGUCACAGACUUUACUAAUCAGGGAUCGGCCAAGGGACUUCCCGGGGCACGUGCUGAGGCGUUCUUUGCGCCGUCAGCUGCGCUAAAGCGCCAGCAGGAGUGGGGCGUAGAAGGCCUCACCAACAAGAUCGAGGACAACUUGGCGCAGUUUGUAGAGUUUUCUAAACCACACGUGGACGUCACAGUUGUUAAGGGUGAAGAGAAUAUCCGCAAACUGUGGACCGAUAUGGUGGAGUGGAAGGUCAGCCCGCAGCAGGGCUUCAUCGCUCAGUUCUAAAAAUAGAAUGGAGCACAAGAUUCGAGAACUGAUUCACAGUCACACCUAAGCAGACUCAAGUGUUAUGUAUAAAAUAGUAGUGCAAUUAAAAUAAAAGAUAUUUGAAUUUCAC